AUGCAAUUGACCACUGGAAAGCAGGGUCUUAAAACGCCCAGGGUUGCCCCGGUGGCUGCAUUACUCUCUUUGGAGCUUAGAGGCUCUCUUCACAACAUCUACUCCUGUGAAUACCAGCAGACUGUAGAAGUCUUCCUCUCUCUUUACCAAAAGGAAUAUCUUAAUAAUAUUCCUUUUGGCCGCCAGACAAUGCUCAUGCAAUAUCAGAAGGACUCGCAGGAAGAAGCUUCAGAUCGAGAAUCAACUCCUGGCAUGUUACGACAAUAUGACGACUCUUCACCGGAUUGGCAAUGA
Messenger RNA from Penicillium robsamsonii, 294 nucleotides. RefSeq lists its product as uncharacterized. The transcript has 2 exons. The record is from RefSeq and is a predicted model, not a curated record. Lineage: Eukaryota; Fungi; Ascomycota; Eurotiomycetes; Eurotiales; Aspergillaceae. Bases 1 to 294 code for a protein of 97 amino acids.